AUGGCGACGCCCGGAUCCCGCCCCUCGACGACGGCGACUCCCGUCCGCCGCCUCGCCGGCACUUCAGGGGAAGCGGGAUCCCAGGAAGCGCUGCGGCCGCGGCUGGUGCUCUUCGGCGACUCCAUCACCGAGUGGUCCUUCCGCCCCGGCGGCUGGGGAGCCGCCCUCGCCGACACCUACUCCCGCAAGGCUGAUGUUGUUGUCAGAGGCUAUAGCGGGUACAACACAAGAUGGGCUCUGUUCUUGAUGCGGCGCGUCUUUUCCCUGGAUGGCUUACCGCCCGUCGCGACCACUGUAUUCUUCGGUGCUAAUGAUGCGGCGCUUCUAGGACGGUCAUGCGAGCGAAACCAUGUUCCAGUUGUGGAGUUUAAAGAGAACCUCAGAGCAAUUGUUAAUCAUCUCAAGGUUUGUUCCAAGUCCAUGGUGAUUUUACUUAUCACCCCACCUCCUGUUGAUAAAGACGGAAGAGAAAGAUUUGCACGAUCACUUUAUGGAUAUAAUCCAAGUUGGCUUCCAGAAAGGACAAAUGAAAUGGCUGGUGUCUAUGCAGGUAAAUGCAUAGAACUAGCCAAAGAAAUGGGUGUACACUGUGUUGACAUUUGGUCAAAAAUGCAAGCAGUUGAAGGUUGGCAGAAACUAUACUUGAGUGAUGGACUGCAUCUGACGCCGGAAGGAAACGCUCUGGUCCACAAGGAGGUCGUCGGAACCUUGAGAGGUGCUCGUCUGAGAGCUGAAGUUAUGCCGCUUGACUUCCCUCAUCAUUCCAAAAUUGAUGCAAUUCACCAGGAAAGGUCCUUCCAGUGA
Messenger RNA from Triticum aestivum (bread wheat), 804 nucleotides. Its product is annotated as GDSL esterase/lipase At5g62930. The record is from RefSeq and is a predicted model, not a curated record. Gene Ontology annotation, molecular function: hydrolase activity, acting on ester bonds. The coding region runs from base 1 to 804 and encodes 267 amino acids. Lineage: Eukaryota; Viridiplantae; Streptophyta; Magnoliopsida; Poales; Poaceae. The transcript is spliced from 7 exons.